Messenger RNA from Toxotes jaculatrix (banded archerfish), 8181 nucleotides. It is a transcript of the gene kif13a, whose product is annotated as kinesin family member 13A. The coding region runs from base 278 to 6337 and encodes 2019 amino acids. The record is from RefSeq and is a predicted model, not a curated record. Gene Ontology annotation, cellular component: adherens junction. Gene Ontology annotation, biological process: regulation of protein localization; microtubule-based movement. NCBI's taxonomy places the organism in Eukaryota, Metazoa, Chordata, Actinopteri, Toxotidae. Gene Ontology annotation, molecular function: microtubule motor activity; cell adhesion molecule binding; microtubule binding. The transcript is spliced from 40 exons.
UCCCAGUGGAAGAUGGCGGUGGGGAUGCUGUCUGGGGCUGGAGCAGAGUACUGGAUUUGCACAAGAAGCGAACCCGGAUGGAUAUAAAGGAAGGAGGGGAGAAAAUGAACAUAUUCCCAUCUCUUCUCCUCGAGGUCUGGACUCUUUUGGGGUUGUUUCAGUAGAGUCCGAUGCCCUUUUUUUAAGGCAGGAAUCCGGGCUUCUUGUCGGGGAUUCACAGACUAUACACACUGAUAGCUCGGCGCAUAGACAGGGUGGGAGUGAAAAGUGGACGAAAAUGUCGGAUACAAAGGUAAAAGUUGCAGUGAGAGUUCGGCCCAUGAACCGCAGGGAAAUUGAACUGAACACAAAAUGUGUCGUGGAUAUGGAGGACAACCAAACAGUUCUUCACCCACCACCCUCAAAUGCAAAAGGAGAGAACAGGAAACAACCUAAGGUGUUCGCUUUUGACCACUGUUUCUGGUCCAUGGACGAGUCCAACGUUCCCAAAUAUGCUGGUCAAGAGGUGGUGUUCAAGUGCCUUGGAGAGGGAAUACUUGAAAAUGCAUUCCAGGGAUAUAAUGCCUGCAUAUUUGCCUAUGGACAAACAGGUUCAGGCAAGUCCUUCUCCAUGAUGGGGAAUGGGGAGCAGCCCGGUUUAAUCCCUCGGCUCUGCUGCUCUCUGUUUGAGAGGGUCCACAGGGAGACAAAUGAGGCCCAUACUUUUAAGGUGGAGGUGUCUUACAUGGAGAUCUACAAUGAGAAGGUCCGCGACCUGCUGGAUCCCAAAGGGAGCCGACAGUCCCUGAAAGUUCGGGAACACAAAGUCCUUGGUCCGUACGUGGAUGGUCUGUCUCAGCUGGCUGUGACCAGCUUCGAGGACAUCGAGGUGUUAAUGUCAGAGGGGAACAAAUCGCGCACAGUUGCAGCCACCAACAUGAACGAGGAGAGCAGUCGCUCACACGCUGUCUUCAGCAUCAUUGUCACACAGACACUUUAUGAUCUACAGUCUGGGAAUUCAGGGGAGAAAGUGAGCAAGAUGAGUCUGGUUGACCUGGCAGGGAGUGAGCGAGUCUCCAAGACUGGAGCUGCUGGAGAGAGGCUCAAAGAAGGCAGCAAUAUAAACAAGUCUCUCACCACAUUAGGCUGUGUGAUUUCUGCUCUGGCUGAUCAGUCUGCUGGAAAAGGCAAGGCAAAGUUUGUGCCUUACAGAGACUCAGUCCUCACCUGGCUGCUGAAGGACAACCUUGGCGGCAACAGCAAGACAGCCAUGAUAGCUACAGUGAGUCCAGCGGCUGACAACUAUGAGGAGACUCUGUCCACUCUUCGCUACGCAGACAGAGCCAAGAGAAUCGUCAACCAUGCCGUGGUGAAUGAAGACCCCAAUGCUCGGAUCAUCAGAGAGCUCAGGGAGGAGGUGGAGAAGCUCAGAGUUCAGCUCUCUCAGGCCGAGUCCAUGAAGGCUCCUGAACUGAAGGAGAAACUGGAGGAGUCUGAGAAACUUAUUCAGGAGAUGACUGUCACCUGGGAGGAGAAACUAAGAAAGACGGAGGAGAUUGCCACUGAGCGUCAGAAGCAGUUGGAGAGCAUGGGCAUCUCUUUAGAAACAUCUGGGAUUAAAGUGGGUGAAGACAAGUCUUUCCUCGUCAAUCUAAAUGCUGAUCCUGCCCUAAAUGAGCUAUUGGUCUACUACCUGAAGGAGCACACACGUGUGGGCGCAGACACGUCUCAGGAUAUCCAGCUCUUUGGGAUUGGGAUCCAGUCGGAGCACUGUGUCCUGGAGCUCUGCCCAGAUGGUGAUGUCACCCUGAUGCCCAUAGGGAAUGCCAGAACGUGUGUGAACGGAACAAUGAUUGAUUCCUUGGUGCACCUGUGGCACGGAGACCGGAUUUUAUGGGGCAACAACCACUUCUUCAGGAUCAAUCUGCCUAAGCGAAAGCGGCGGGACCGUUUGAAGGAGCUGGAGAGAGCUUCUCCCAGAGAGAGCUUCGUCGAGGCAGAUGUGGAGACCGCCAGCGAGGCCUCUUCCGAGCAGGACUACAGCUAUGAGUUUGCCCAGAUGGAGGUCAUGAUGAAGACUCUUGGGAACAAUGAUCCCAUGCAGAAUGUGGUCCAAGUGUUGGAGAAGCAGUACCUGGAGGAGAAACGGACGGCUCUGGAGGAGCAGAGGAUGAUGUACGAGCGAGAGCUAGAGUCUCUGCGGCAACAGCUGUCUCCUGAAAAAACACCACAGCACCACCGCAGCAGCAGUGACCGCCUUACGUUCCCGACACACACAUCACACAGCAAGCUCCGACUGUGGACGGAGGAGCGGGAUGAACUUUUUCGUCAGAGUCUUUCUCGACUCAGGGAGCAGGUUGUGAAAGCCAACACCUUGGUGCGAGAAGCCAACUUUUUGGCAGAAGAGAUGAACAAACUGACUGACUAUCAGGUCACCCUUCAGAUUCCUGCCGCCAACCUCAGCGCCAAUCGCAAGCGUGGAGCGAUAGUGAGCGAGCCGGCCAUCCAGGUGCGGAGGAAAGCGAAGGGGACCCAGGUGUGGACCAUCGAGAAGCUGGAGAACAAACUGGUGGACAUGAGAGACCACUACAGGGACUGGAGGGAAGGCACAGAAGAGAUGUGUAACAAAGCAAACAGUAAGCACUGUGAUCCAUUCUACGAGGCGCAAGAGAACCACAACCUGAUAGGAGUGGCCAACAUUUUUCUGGAGUGCCUUUUCCAUGAUGUUAAACUGCAAUAUGCUGUCCCCAUCAUCAGCCAACAAGGAGAGGUAGCAGGCAGGUUGCACAUUGAGCUGAUGCGAGUCAGUGGUGCCUUACCAGAGCGCCUGUCCGGCGGAGACGACUCAUCCGAAAACUCCAGCGAGAGUAGCUGCUACGAGGUCAUGGACAACAACGGGGAGAUCGUCCACAUGGCCAAGAGGCUAACGUGCAGGGUGCGGAUCAGAGAGGCUACAGGUCUGCCGCUCAACUUGUCCAACUUUGUCUUCUGUCAGUACACCUUCUGGGAGCACGGCGAGCCCACCGUGGCUCCUCCCAUGGUCAGCCCAGACAGACCUUCCCCUCGAAGCCCAGAUGCCCAGUUCACUGUCCAGUUUGAUCACUGCAAGGACUAUGUUGUGCAUGUGACGGACGAGUUUUUAGAGUUUAUAUCAGACGGAGCAUUGGCCAUAGAAGUUUGGGGUCACCGCUGUGCUGGGAAUGGACGCUCACUCUGGGAGUUAGACGCACUAGAGGCCAAGACCCAGACGCUCCGAGACAGGUGGAGUGAGGUGUCUCGCAGGAUCGAGCUUUGGAUCUCCAUCCAGGAGCUAAAUGAGCAGGGAGAGUACUCAUCUGUGGAGCUGCAUUCUGGAAAAGACAUUAGCACAGGAGGAGUCUUCCAACUCCGACAGGGUCACUCCAGGAGGCUGCAGGUGUGUGUGAAACCAGUCCAGAACUCAGGCACUCUGCCUCUGCUGGUUGAGGCUUUGCUGUCCGUCUCUAUUGGCUGUGUGUCGGCUCGCUCCACCAAACUACAGAGACCUCUCGACAGCUACCAGAGAGAGGCGGAAGAGGAUAUGGAUAGUUAUCAGGAGGAAGAUCUCAACUGUGUUAGAGAGCGCUGGUCAGAAGCCCUGAUCAAACGUCGGGAGUAUCUUGACGAACAAAUCAAGAAAAUCAUCAACAAACAUGAGAAGUCAGAGGAGGACAUUGAGCGCGAAGCUCGGCUGGUGGAGCAGUGGGUUGGACUGACUGAGGAGAGAAAUGCAGUGCUGGUACCUGCACCUAGCAGUGGCAUCCCUGGAGCUCCCGCAGACUGGACCCCACCUGCAGGAAUGGAAGCUCAUAUCCCUGUUCUCUUCCUGGAUUUGAAUGCGGAUAAUCUGACAGUGAACGAACAGCUGACCGGCCCACAUGCUGCAGGUGUUAACUCUAUCCUGCCUAAGGAGCAUGGAAGCCAGUUCUUCUAUCUGCCCAUCAUCAGGCACAGUGAUGAGGAGGUGUCAGCAGUGUGCUCCUGGGAUUCAUCCAUCCAUGAUUCUGUGCACCUCAACCGGGUCACGUCUCCUAACGAACGCAUCUACCUGAUCAUCAAAGCCACGGUGCAGCUCAGCCACCCUGCCUCUAUGGAGCUGGUGCUCCGCAAGAGGAUUGCUGUCAACAUCUACAACAAACAGAGUUUCACUCAGAGCCUCAAGAGAAGAAUGUCCCUAAAGAACACACUUUACUCCUGUGGUGUGACUUAUGACAUCGUGUCUAACAUACCAAAGGCAUCAGAGGAGCCAGAGGAGAGGGAAACCUUGGCCCUCAUGGCUGCUCGCGGUGACAGUGAGGAGACUCAGGAUGGAGAAACCUACAUUGAGAAAUACACACGGGGAGUUCUGGAAGUGGAGAACAUCCUCAGUCUAGAGAGGCUACGCCAGGCUGUGACAGUGAAGGAAACACUGGCUACUAAAGGGAGACACCUGAGAAGGAGUAUCAGCACACCAAAUGUACAGCAUUCUUCGUGUAGUAAAACAGACCUGACAGGCUGUGAGGAUGAAGACUGUAAGGACCACUGCGAUCAUGCGGACAGCUCCACCUGCAAUCCCCAGGAUGGCUCCCUUUGCAGCACACCCAUCAAAAUCAAGGAGAACCAAGGUUUGGUUCCAGAGAGUCCUACCUUUUUCAACUCCAGCCCCUUCAAAGUCCUCUCCCCUCAGCCACCCAAGUUCCUCAAGUCUCUGCUGCCUGUCAAAGAAGAGAACAAGGCAAAGAAAGCCCUGGAGGCCCGGCCGCUGCUGGGACAAGAGCUCCAUGCAUGCUGUGUGUGUGUGUGUGAAGUGUGUGCUGUUAUUCUGACCCAUCCGCAGAGCAUGCGCUCAUGUGUGGACAGCCCUGCACUGCUCCCCCCUCCCUGUCCCUGGCGCCGACCCAGGGCAGGCAGCGAGGGCCACUGCAAGCCUUCCACCUCCACCUCCACCCCCACCUCCACUCCCAUCAGCAGACAGCUCAGCCACACACUGCCACGCACUGCUGACUCUGAGGACGAGGAGACAGAUGUGGACAUGACUCUAAAUCUCGAUCGGGGCCCUCAGGACCACAGCAGCUUCCAGCCUUAUAUUCCAGAGGACUUUGCAAAUUUUGAGAUCUACAACGCCACUCUGGAGAGCCAGGAGGGGUUUCUAUCCUCCCGUUCUGACUUGAAGGGAAGCCGGUGUGGAGGUGGGAGCGGCGAGAGAGAGGUGUCCCGAAGCCCCACUGCCAGCAGUUGCACUAGUGGCUACUUUUCACACAGUGCCUCCAAUGCCACACUGUCUGACAUGCCUUUCAGUGCCAGUGAGAGCUCUGACCACCUCAGCUGCACCUCCAGAGACCCCCAUGACCCCCUCGGCUGUCCUGCUGGACGAGGCAGCACCCAAACCAAAAGUGUUUCUGCAGGGAGUGAUGCCCAGCCGCCUCCUCUCUCAGCCGGUGGGGUCCAGGAUCUGCUCACCCACCCUCAGGGCUCCUCACCUGUCGGUAUUCCUAAUUGCACAGACAAGCAGCAAACAUUCCCUCUUCCUCAUAACUGUGUUCUCAGUACCAGCCAGGAGUUCACUGACUUUAAAGGGGCUGAUGACAGUAUUGGAGAGAGUGAUUUAGCACAUUUUACAGAGGGAUGGGAGCAGGAGGGAUUGGAGCAGAAGAAACCAGAUAACGUAGAAAUAUGUAACACUGACGAUCGACACACCUCUGUUGUCUGUGGUAUUAUCGACACAUCCAAUCCUGAAGAUGCAAUAAGCAAAUGUACUAAUAAUGAAGACUCUGUUAGUGUACCGGUGUCCUGCCCUAACACAACUGUAGUUUGCACUUCAGUCAGGACCCCAAUAAGUGCACCUGACAAAGUCCCGGCACCAUCUCCAGCCCAAAUAAUUCCCUCUGCAUCAGUCCCACCCCCAGCAUCACCAUCCCCAGUCACCCCUUCGUCUACAGCCCCAUCCUCUGCCCCAGCUCCACGAGCAGGAGGAGAACCUCCGAUCCAGGAGCCAGCUCAGGGAGAUCUGCCCCACGGGAGUCCUUGCCCCAGUCCUAAUCCCAGCAGUGCCGAGCCCUCAGGGGACUCUAGCGGGGAUGAGAGCACCCCUGUAGCUCAGCUUCCUGACUGGAUGGCCCCUGGGGAGCAGGUGUGGGUGGGGAAGAGGAGAGGUACAGUCCACUAUGUUGGAGGCGUAGAGUUUGCAAAGGGGAUCUGGAUUGGUGUGAAGCUGGAUAUGGCAGUGGGUAAGCACAAUGGGACUGUCCAGGGCAGAGUGUACUUCCGCUGCCCUCCAGGCCAUGGUGUGUUUGUCAAGCCAUCUCGUCUCACCAGAGGACCUCCUUCCAUGGACACAGAACCCCAGACUCUGAUCAGAUAAGAUCCAAAGCAGGACCAUCUUUCUGAGGAAAAGCAGAGACCUGACAUUGAUCCUCAGAACCGGUGCGUAUGGAUGAACCGCAGGCUGACUUCAGUAUGGCUCCUUACCUUCCAUCCCUUUCACCAAUCAAGUCUCUGAGCUGAUAUAUUCUGUAGGUGUGUCUGCUUUCCUGAAGCGUAAAUGCUGACCUGUGCAUUUCAUGAAGGUAUAUCCUGAUUACUGUUCACUGAAACUUCUCUAUGCACAUAUCUGAGUUUUCUAUAUGGCGAUAUUUUUGAUAGAGAACUUAACUUUUAACUGGGAGUCCAUAUGAAAAUACUACCCACAUACUUUUUAUUACAUUGGUUUCUGAAAAGUAUAUAUAAUAUUUUUAUAAGACAAUGCAUCCUCCCCUGAGGCUCAUAGUGGAGUAAUCUGGGACAUGAAGAUUAAGAAUGUACUACUGUUAAUAAACAUCAAUAUUUACAUUAAUAUGAUAUGUCAGGGGUAACCAAAGAACUACGGUUCCAUAUCUGCUGUUAUGAGUAAUAUGUUAUUUUUGUAAUGUACAUUUGUGGAGGUAUUCACAAUAUAUCUAUGUGUCCAAGUAAAGCUUAGUGCCAUAUCUCUAGGAGUAAUGCCACAUACCCUGAACAGAGGACAAAUCUGCAAAACCUGACUUGGCUUUCAGUGUUUGAAUGCAGUUAAUUAAAUUAUCCUGUUGAAGUACUGUAACACUGUGGAGGAAAUAAUCCCCAUCCAGCAUGAGACUGUUGCUGUUUGAACGCUUGCACUGGAAAGGAUUCUUGGAGAGUUCACAGACUGUCUUCCGUAUUGGACUGGUGAAAUGUUUUCUAACUGAACUGACUGAAGAAACGCGUCAUCACUUUAAUCCAUGGGACGAAGCAGCUUGGCUUUGUAUGAGGCCCGGAUAUACUGAUGCCUUAUUUCCCCGUUCCCACAAAGAAAGGCACAUAAACCCCAGACUGCUCAAUGGACUCCUUGACACGUUCACUGAGUUUAUAAACAAUAACAAACUUCAUGGACCUGAAACCUGUGUAUGUAUAUCAUGAAGCCCAGAGGCAUUCAAAAUGCCAUCCAGCCUCGCUGACUGAUUGAUUGAAUACUUUUUUUUCUUUUUUUUUUAACUGACUGUCCAUCUGCAUUUUAUAUGUUAACUGACUGAUGUAUAACACAAGGUACUCAAUAAUGCAAAUUUUCACCUGGGGGAUUGGAUGACUGGGUGAUGGACAGUAUCAGGUGAGAGAAAACGGUGCAAAAGUAGUUUAGUUAACAAAGAAAAGUUGUCUGAUGAACCUAAGUUUUUAUGGAAGUGGUGAACUGUGGAACUAACUAGAAAUAGUUAUAUAUUCAAGCUGUUAUUUCAAGUAAAUGAAAGAAACCCAAGACCUUACUUUAAAGAAGAGAACAAAGCUGCUCUCCCUCAUAAGGAGUUGUAAAUAGAAAUGUAUUUGAACAUAGUAUUUACAUUAUUAUAAUGUACAGAAUUGUAUUUAUAAUGUAUCUCAAACUGUUUUAAUUGGUACAAAAUGUUCUAGAAUAGAACAUUUACAAUCAGCGUGCUGUGUUGACUCUUUAUUCAUUCAUCAUUUUUGUGUAUUAUGUAUGUUUUAGUAGUAAAGCACAAUAUUUUAGUAAAGCAGACACUGGGUAGACAAUGUGUUCAUCCCUUGCGUUUCCUUGUGCUUCCAAAAGAGAUACUGUGAAGGAUUUUUGAUCAUCUUCACAACGUGCAAGGAUUAAACAUUUCCCAUUAUUUAUUCACCUCACUGACAUAUAUUUCUAGGAAAUGUAUAUAUAUAUUUUUUAUCUUUGUGCUGUAAUGUCCCAUUUUAAAUACAGUU